UUGGGGCCCCCACCGCCCCUCUCCCUCAGGGUCGCUCGGGCUCCGCCCUUUAGCGGAAACGUCUCCCUCUUCACCCCGCCCCCUCGCAGACGGAGUGCUGCGCCCACAGCUGCCGGACAAAGAGCGACGUCCAGAGCUGGAGUCAUGGCGGCGAGUGAGCAGAGCUUGGCAGUAACCGAGAGCCUCGCGCCGCUGUCGGGAAAAGAGGAAGAGGCCGGCCUGAGCUCAGGCCUGGAGCGUAAUUCCACGGGCUCCUCCUCGACUCCUGAGACCCCAUCGCCUGCCCCCGAGUCGUCCAGCCUCAACGCCGCGGUCCCCGAAGCGAAUCCUACGUUUCCCGCGGCGGCGGCCGCCGCCCUGGAGCUGCCCCUCGGGCCCGCACCCCUGGCCUCCGCGCCGUUUGCCGAAGCCGCUCCGCGAUCCCCCCCAGGCCCUGGCGGCUCGCGGCCCGGCCCGGAGACGUUCCGCCAGCGAUUCCGGCAGUUCCGCUACCAGGACGCGGCAGGCCCUCGGGAGGCGUUCCGACAGCUGCGGGAGCUCUCCCGCCAGUGGCUGCGGCCCGACAUCCGUACGAAGGAGCAGAUCGUGGAGAUGCUGGUGCAGGAGCAGCUGCUCGCCAUCCUGCCUGAGGCAGCGCGGGCCCGGCGGCUUCGCCGCCGCACGGACGUGCGCAUCACCGGCUGAGCGGUAGAGCUGCGGGCGGCCCGGCCCGGGCGCUUUCUGGACUAGAGCCAUGAUCAGAUCCGAGGCCCUGAGCCUGGCUCCCCAUUACGCGUUAAUGAAAAAUGAGUUUUGGCAGUUCCUGCAGUCUCGUGUGUCCUUUUCGUUCGUGCUUUACUGUGCUUAUUUUCCCGAGCCUAUUUCCAACCUCCUUUCUGGCUGGUGGCGAAACCAGGUUGGGAGCCCAUGAGAAUAAAUCCUUUGUUUCUCAUUCA
This is a messenger RNA of Mesoplodon densirostris (Blainville's beaked whale), 935 nucleotides long. It is a transcript of the gene SCAND1, whose product is annotated as SCAN domain containing 1. The record is from RefSeq and is a predicted model, not a curated record. The coding region runs from base 145 to 684 and encodes 179 amino acids. NCBI's taxonomy places the organism in Eukaryota, Metazoa, Chordata, Mammalia, Artiodactyla, Ziphiidae. The transcript has a single exon.